This is a messenger RNA of Oryza brachyantha (malo sina), 1569 nucleotides long. RefSeq names its product UPF0481 protein At3g47200-like. NCBI's taxonomy places the organism in Eukaryota, Viridiplantae, Streptophyta, Magnoliopsida, Poales, Poaceae. The record is from RefSeq and is a predicted model, not a curated record. The transcript has a single exon. The coding region runs from base 18 to 1493 and encodes 491 amino acids.
AGCCCUGACCUGCUGCGAUGGGUCCCACUGACCGGCCGGAGCCGGCCGCCGGCGGCGAGUCCAUUGCCGACGAGGGCAGCACCGUCGUCAAGGAGUGUUGUGCCGACGAGGACGCCGCAAUGGACGAGAUGUCGGCUUGCGUGCAGCGCCGGCCGGGGGAGGAGGAGUGCGCGGACGCCGAGGCCGACGAGAUGGCGGCGAGCAUGCAGCGGCGCGUCGACGCGCUGCCGGGGAAGGCGCACGAGAGCGAGCCGUUCACCAUCUUCCGGGUGGCCGGCCCCAUGCGCGACCGCAACCGCCACCUCUACGAGCCGCAGAUGGUGUCCGUGGGGCCCUUCCACCGCGGCGCCGCCCGCCUCCGCGCCAUGGAGGAGCACAAGUGGCGCUACCUCCGGGACCUCCUCGCCCGCAACCCCGGCGACGCGCCGCUCGCCGCCUACGCCCGCGCCGCCAGGGAGCUCGAGCCCACGGCGCGCCGCCGCUACGCCGAGCCCGUGCCGCUGGCGGCGAGGGAGUUCGCCGAGAUGCUCCUCCUCGACGGCUGCUUCAUCAUCGAGUUCUUCCUCAAGGGCGAGGACCGCGCCGCCGACGCGCUCAUCGACGCCGCGUGGGCCAUGCAGAACGUGUACAACGACCUCUUCCUCCUCGAGAACCAGCUCCCCUUCUUCGUCGUCGAGCGCUUCUACGACAUCGCCACCGGCGGCCUCGGCCGCGACUACCUCGUCACCAACCUCCUCGCCAAGUACCUCACCAUGGACACCCCUCAGGACGCCGCCACGGCGCGGCCGCCCGACGGGGAGAUCCUCCACCUGCUGCACCUCUACUACCACUGGUUCCUGCCGCCGGAGGACCGGACGAACGACAGCGGCGGGAGCGGCACGAGCAGCAAGGAGGAGGACGAGGCGUGGGACGAGUGGCUGGCGAAGCCGGUCCACGAGCGGGUGCCGUGGCUGAUGCCGCCGGCGACGGAGCUGCAGGACGCCGGCGUGACGUUCCGCGCCAAGCGAUCGCCACGCAGCCUCGUCGACGUCACGUUCAGCCGGCGAGAGGGCGCGCUGGAGAUCCCCACCGUGGGGAGCUACACCAACCGCGCCAUGCUCGCCAACCUCGUCGCCUACGAGCAGAGCCGGGGUCGGUGGGAGCUGCAGCGCGUGGCGAGCUACGUCCUCCUCAUGGCGUCCGUCGCCGACGGCCGGCGCGACGUGGAGCUGCUGCAGCGCGCCGGGGUGCUCGCCAGGGGGGACGACGAGACGGCGGCGUUCUACGCGCACCUGUGCCCGCCGCCGGAAUCGGUGAACAACUGCUACGACGAGCUGUACCGCCACGUCCGGGAGUACCGUGGCCGGAGCUGGAACCGCCACCGCGCCGUGCUCGUGCACGACUACUUCAGCAACCCGUGGACCAGCAUGUCCGCCGCCGCCGCCGUCCUCCUCCUCGUCCUCACCGUCGUGCAGACCGUCUACACCGUUCUCCCCUAUUACCACCCCAGCUAACCACACCAAAACAUCAUUAAAAAAAGUAGUAUUUUUUUUCAAAUAUUAUGUACUGGAUUAUUUCAUGGAUUAGAUA